AUGCCUUUAAUAAUCUUCAAAAAAAUCAAUUUUUUGUUACCUCAGUCCCCUCUCACAAAAGCAGAGGAGGGUAUGAUUGUACAAAAAAUUGAAGAAAGAAAGUGCAUGGCUUUGGGGUCAAUUCACUUAGCUGCCGCAGUAUUAGACCCCUCAAAUCAAGGGGACCAUUUAACAGCAGAUGCGAUGGAAUUUAUUUACAAAGUCGCUGAAAAUAUGAAUAUUGAUGUUUCAGCAUCAAGUGUCGCAAGCGUUAAAAAAGAUGGUCUAUGGUGCAAAAAAUUUGUCUGGCUUCCUGUGACGUUAAAGUUGCAGUCCGCAUAUUAUCCGCUCCCGUUAGCUCCGCUGCUAGAGAGGUACUUUAGUACAUUCAGCUGGAUCCAAAAUAAAAAACGCAACUGGUUAACUAAUGAAAGAGCUGGUGUUCAAGCUUGUGUUCAAGAAACCGAACAGGCAGCUACAACUAAACCAGGACCGGAUCCAAAUUCCUCCACUGAUGGUAAUUUCAACACAAGCAAAAGGUCAAGAGAGAAUAGAGUUGAGAUUGAUGAUAUUAUUAAUAACAGUGAUAAUAGUGAAGAAAUUGAUGAAGAGGAAAGUGAAUUCGCUAGAUGA
This is a messenger RNA of Brassicogethes aeneus, 612 nucleotides long. The record is from the annotation of a GenBank genome assembly. NCBI's taxonomy places the organism in Eukaryota, Metazoa, Arthropoda, Insecta, Coleoptera, Nitidulidae.